Molecule: messenger RNA, 1363 nt
Organism: Triticum dicoccoides
Lineage: Eukaryota; Viridiplantae; Streptophyta; Magnoliopsida; Poales; Poaceae
Product: mitotic checkpoint protein BUB3.1-like
Exons: 9
Coding region: 46-1089 (347 amino acids)
Molecular function (GO): protein binding
Source: RefSeq, a predicted model, not a curated record
UACCCAGAAUCGCCACCGCCGCCUCCUCCUCCUCCUGACCCCGCCAUGAGCGCACCCGCCACCGGCCAGCCGCCGGUCGAUGCUGGCGGCGGCCGCAUCGGGUUGGGCAGGGAGCUGGGGCACCCGCCGAGGGACGGCGUCUCCAACCUCCGCUUCUCGAAGCACAGCAACCGCCUCCUCGUCUCCUCAUGGGAGAAGGCGGUGCGGCUCCUGGACGUCGAUGCCGCCACCGACGCGCUGGUGGGGGCGUUCCCGCACAAGAGGCCCGUGCUGGACUGCUGCUUCCACGAUAACGACUCCUCGGCGUUCAGCGCCUCCAGCGACCACGUCGUGCGGAGGCUGUCCUUUAGUUCCAAAACUAGUUAUCGCUUGGGAACCCAUGAUGGUCCAGUUCGCUGUGUGGAGUACUCCGAUACUACAGGUCAAGUAAUCACUGGAAGCUGGGAUAGGACUAUAAAGUGUUGGGAUCAAAGAGGUGCGACUGGGCCACAAUAUACACUUAUUGGGACACACACCCAACCUGAACGUGUGUACGCACUUUCAUUAGCAGGACAUAAGUUGGUUGUUGCAACAGCAGGAGAGCAUGUGAAUGUUUAUGAUUUGCGUAAUAUGUCUGAGCCUCAGCAAAGGAAGUCUUUUCUGAAUUCUCAAACACGCUGUGUUGAGUGUUAUCCAAAUAAAACUGGAUUUGCUUUGGGUAGUACAGACGGACGAGUCGCCAUGGACUUCUUUGACCAAUCUGAGUCUAGUCUCGAAAAGAGGUAUUCUUUCAAGUGCCAUCGAUUGACCGAGGACAGAGGGAGGGUUGCAUAUCCUGUUAAUGCAAUUGCAUUCCACUCAGUACAUGGAACGUUCGCCACGGGCGGAUGUGAUGGAUUUGUGUACACUUGGGAUGGAGAAAAGAAAAAGAGAUUGUUUCAGUCCCCCAAGUACCCAACCAGCAUUGCUGCUCUGUCUUUCAGCAAGGAUAACAAUCUGCUCGCUGUUGCAUCCAGUUACACCUACGAAAGGGGAAAAAUAGAGAAUGAACCUGCUACUAAGAUCUUUAUCCGCGAUGUCAACGAAGUGGAAGUAAAGCCGAGGCACUGAUGAUUGAGGUGCGCUUUCUUCGACAGGUUGCUUGUUCCCGCUUUAGUUCAGAGGCUCACUGGAGUAUGAGACAUAAGCACUUAGUUUUAGCUGAAACUGUGGAUUCGUUCUAAUACUCGUUACAAACCUGGGGUUUUACAGUAGUACAGUUUUGCCAUUACUUGAUGAUAUAAUAGCACUCCAAUUGUACAGACAUUCCAAAGAUAGCUCCCAUUUGCACCGAAAGUUGUAAUCUCUCGAACAAAGUUGUAGUAAAUCCGUCGUCACCCUGGCA